AAAUUCAAAAACCACCGCUCCCAACGUUCACUUCCAAUCUUAAGGUUACAUUCAUUGGCAUCUCUUCGUUAUAGAAGAUAUAAAUACGGUCUUAUCCUCCGAUUUUAUAAGCAAAUCACAAAACAUCUUGUUUUCUCUGUCACUAUCUCUCUCUCCCAAUCACUCACUCAAGCUCUCGCGAAGAUGGAUUUCCACAGCCUUCUCAGAAGAGACCUUCAAUUUCUCUGCAAGAGGAACAAGAUCCCAGCCAACAUGACCAAUCUCGCCAUGGCCGAUGCUCUCAAAUCUCUUGAGAUCGUUGAAGGUCUUGAUGAAUACAUGAACCAGAACGACGCCAAUGUUCUUCAGUCUCCAGCCAGUGUAGCCAAGCUCCCGCAGAGUACUGUAACCAGAACAACUCGAAGGAAGACGGCGAUGAAGGCUGAGCCUCAGUCAUCAUCACAGUUGGUGAACCGUUUGAAGAGCAAGUCUCUUGAUGGAGAAAUGGAACAAGAACAGAAGACUAACAAUGUCAAGUUUGAAGCCAGUGUGGCGAAAACUCCUGCGGCACGGAGCACAAGAAAGGCUUCAGCGGCAGCUUCUUGUAAGAGUAAAGUUCAGGAGAGUAAGAAGGGUGAGUUGGUGCAGUCGGCUUACAGCACGAGGAGAUCAACCAGGCUGUUGGAGAAAUGUAUGGCUGAUUUGAGUUUGAUGACUAAAGAAACAGAGCAAAAAGUAUCUGCUCAGGAGAAGAAUUUGGAUGGUUCAGAGGAGAGAAGUGAGGAAGCUGAAGUUGUCCCAGGAAGAGAUUUAAGUGCUUCCAUGGAGAAAGAAUGGGAGAACAGUGACCAAGUGAUUGAAGGUCUUGAGAUAUCUGUUGAAAACACUGAGACCAUGGAAGUUAUGACUGAUGAAAAAGCAGAAUCAGAGAAAAAUUUAGUCCAAGAAGACAAACAAGAAGAAACAUUGCAGACUAAUGAAGCUAUUUGUGAGGAAGGUGCAGAGAAGAAGGAAACUGACGAGGAGAUUCUUGAGAAUUGUGUUGAUUUUGAUGAGAUUCCUGUCUUGGAACAUGCCAACACCGAGACAAACAAUGAUAAUAAAGAGUUGAAGGACAUUCAAGCUUUCGAGCCUGAGAAGGUCAACAUUUUCCAUGAAGAAACAGUUGUCGGCGAACCUGAUGGUGAUUCAGAAACUGAACCAGAAGAAGAAGAUUCUGGUGUUGACUCAGACAACACUAUCUCUGAAGCUGAUUCAAUCCAAGCCGGCCACCAAGAAACAGAAAAGGAGAUUCAGGGGAAUGAUCCCUGUCUUGAUCAUUGUGUUGAUCUUGGUGAGAUUCCUGUCUUGGAACAUGCCAACACCGAGACAAACAAUGAUAACAAAGAGUUGAAGGACAUUCAAGCUUUCGAGCCUGAGAAAGUCAACAUUUUCCAUGAAGAAACAGUUGUUGACCAAGCUGAUGGUGAUUUAGAAACUGAACCAGUAGAAGAAGAUUCUGGUGUUGUUGACUCAGACAGCACUAUCUCUGAAGCUGAUUCAAACCAAGCCAGCCACCAAGAAACAGAAAAGGAAAUUCAGGGGAAUGAUUCAAAGAAUGUGAAAAUCAACACUUUUGAUGAAGCUACAAUGGUGGACCAAACUGAAUCUGAAGAAGAUGAUUCUGGUGUUGACUCAGAUGACACUAUCUCUGAGGCUGAUUCAAACCAAGCCGUACAGGGAUCUGAUAUCGCUGAGGAAGAGAUGAUUCUAUCUGAAUCCGAAGGUUCUAUAACUGCUCCAUCUUCUCCUUUGCUUCUGUUGGAAGAGUCUGAAGUCAAAACAGCUCCACUAUCUCCAUUCGCAGCAGAAUCAAUCUCAGCUCAGUUUCCAAGACCAAACAUGUCAGCAGCAACAACCCCAUCGAAGAACUCGGCUAUGAAGCUGGUCAGUGUCGACAACAAUAACAAGGAGAACAACAUGGAGAUGAUGGUGAGUGUUAGUGACAAUGGAGAGAUCAACGCUGAGGCUAAGAAGCAGAAGAAGAAGGUGGAGUUCGAUGAAGAGAACUUGAAAGAUGUUAGCAUAAGGCAACUUGUGAAGCUGGUGAAGGAGCUUUCUAUAAAGGGCAGUAACAACAGAACAGCAUUGCAGAUGUUGCCUGGUAAUAAUCAGAUUACAGAGUAGUGUGGUGAAACGGUGAUUCAACAAUGCGUUUAUCUUGUUGUUGAUGUUAUCUCAAACAGAAAAAAAAUGAAAAUCUAUGUGUUUCGUUUGAUGAUGAUAAUUUUGGUUCGAACAAAAUUUCAAAUUAAGAAUUUUUUUUUUCAAAUUAAGAAACAAAAUUGGUAAAGAUCUUUGAUCUUUUUUUUUAUCAAUAUAAAAACAAAGUAUAAUUUUUUCUUGUGA
Brassica napus (rape) is the source of this 2367-nucleotide messenger RNA. RefSeq lists its product as uncharacterized. NCBI's taxonomy places the organism in Eukaryota, Viridiplantae, Streptophyta, Magnoliopsida, Brassicales, Brassicaceae. The record is from RefSeq and is a predicted model, not a curated record. Bases 184 to 2145 code for a protein of 653 amino acids. The transcript is spliced from 6 exons.